AUCGGCCAUUUUGUUAUUUCAAGCAGAAAGAGCUAAUAUAGAAUGUAUUUGUCAUGUAUUUUCUCAAAAAUUUCAAUUAUACUUUAUUUUAAUUGAAAUUUUGUUAUAAACUGUUAUAAGGGCGUCAACAAAUGUCACUCGAUUCCGUGUAUUCUUGUUAAUCGAUUGUCAAGUGCAGCAAUUGUAGCAUUGGUUAGCGUAUAAAGACAGAUCAAUCAUGAUCCGUUUCAUCCUUAUUCAAAACAGAGCUGGAAAAACGAGAUUGGCAAAAUGGUAUAUGAAUUUUGAUGACGAUGAGAAGCAGAAGCUAAUAGAAGAAGUUCAUGCAGUGGUGACUGUACGAGAUGCUAAGCAUACUAACUUUGUUGAGUUUCGUAACUUCAAAAUUGUAUAUAGAAGAUAUGCUGGUUUAUAUUUUUGCAUUUGUGUUGAUGUCAAUGAUAAUAAUCUAUGUUACCUAGAAGCAAUACAUAAUUUUGUUGAAGUACUAAAUGAAUAUUUCCAUAAUGUAUGUGAGUUGGACCUUGUGUUUAAUUUUUAUAAGGUCUACACUGUUGUAGAUGAAAUGUUCUUAGCUGGUGAAAUAAGGGAAACUAGUCAAACAAAGGUAUUGAAACAACUCCUGAUGUUAAAUUCAUUGGAAUAAACUUAUUUAACAUUAUUUAAUUCUAUUAAUUGAAUAUAUUAUAUAAAUGUAAAAAGUAAAAUACAUCAAGGACAACAAA
Molecule: messenger RNA, 725 nt
Organism: Bombus pascuorum
Lineage: Eukaryota; Metazoa; Arthropoda; Insecta; Hymenoptera; Apidae
Gene: AP-2sigma
Product: AP-2 complex subunit sigma
Exons: 5
Coding region: 218-646 (142 amino acids)
Biological process (GO): clathrin-dependent endocytosis; intracellular protein transport
Cellular component (GO): intracellular membrane-bounded organelle; AP-2 adaptor complex; membrane coat
Molecular function (GO): clathrin-cargo adaptor activity
Source: RefSeq, a predicted model, not a curated record